UGCAUGGGGAACUCUGUGGCACAGGGAGGCAGAGGGUCCUGGGGGUGAUGCUGAGGCCCAGGGUUCAUGAUAAAGGCCUUUCUUUGGCCCUUCUAGCCACAGUGCCUCCCCAUCACUCCUCGUCCUUGGCAAGCUGAACUGAUGGUCCUCAGUGGCCUCUCCUCUCUCCCAGGUGUCAGUUCUGUCACCCGAUGAGGUGACAGCCAACCCACUAGCAUGCCCUGUGCAUUGCCGCUGCGAUGGUCACCAUGGGGACUAUCUGGUGUGAAGGCCUUGGUCACUGCUGGGGUGUUUGUAACCACCCUCUGGAACCUGAGGUUCUUCCUCAACUCCUCCAAGGGCUCUGGAGAAGACUCUAAACACAGGGAGCCAUUGGUGAUCCUGGUGUGGGAAUGGCCCUCCAAGCAGGUCCCUAAUGUCAGCAGAGACGUGUGCCAUGAGCUGUACGGCAUCACAGGCUGCCAGCUCACCACAGAGCGGCAGCUCCUGCACCAGGCCAAUGUGGUGGUGUUCCCCCAUUCCAGGCUCCAGCCUGGCCGAGACAAAUUGCCCAAGGAGAGGUUGCCAGGGCAGAACUGGGUGUGGGUCUCCCUGGAGUCCCCAUCAAACAGUAGAGCUCUAGAAGCAUGGAACAGGACCUUCAACUGGGUGAUGACUUACAGACAGGAUUCGGACAUCUUCAUCCCCUAUGGCAAGCUUGUGCCCAACCAGUCAGCCACUGUGAACAUCCCUGCAAAGACCAACUUGGUGUCCUGGGUUAUCAGCAACUACCACAGGACUCAGAAAAGAGCUGAAGUCUACAAAAACCUUUCCAGGUACCUCCAUGUGAAUAUAUAUGGGAAAGCAAACAACAAGCCCCUCUGCAAGGACUGCCUCUUGUCAACAAUAUCCAAGUCCAAGUUCUACCUGGCCUUUGAGAACUCCAUCCACCGGGACUACAUCACAGAGAAACUCUGGAGGAACUCACUGCUGGCCGGCACCGUGCCUGUGGUGUUGGGGCCACCCAGGGCCAACUAUGAGCAGUUUGUUCCUGCAGACUCCUUCAUCCAUGUCAACGACUUUGGCUCCCUGGAGGAGCUGGCCACCUUCCUGAAGACCAUGAACUCCAGCCGCUACCAGCAAUUCUUUGCCUGGCAGAAGAGGUUCAGUGUGAAACUCUACACCGACUGGAGGGAGCGGAUCUGUGCUAUCUGCACAGCCUACCCCCGCCUGCCCCAUGGCCACCUCUAUCCUGACCUGCAGAGCUGGUUCAACUCCUAGUGUGCUGGGACCCUUGGGAUGAAUGCAGGCAGGGGUGGGAGAUGCGUGAGGCACCCUCCUGCACACAGGAUGUGAAAC
Lonchura striata (white-rumped munia) is the source of this 1338-nucleotide messenger RNA. NCBI's taxonomy places the organism in Eukaryota, Metazoa, Chordata, Aves, Passeriformes, Estrildidae. The record is from RefSeq and is a predicted model, not a curated record.